Solanum dulcamara is the source of this 1031-nucleotide messenger RNA. RefSeq lists its product as uncharacterized. The record is from RefSeq and is a predicted model, not a curated record. The transcript has 4 exons. Bases 111 to 365 code for a protein of 84 amino acids. Lineage: Eukaryota; Viridiplantae; Streptophyta; Magnoliopsida; Solanales; Solanaceae.
CCAGCUCCUUUUUUGUUCCGACCACCUUGGAACUGCUGACAAUUCUCUAAGCCAAAAAAAAAAUCAGUUUUUUAGCAAAAAAAAUUCAAGAUUUUGAGGACUUUGGUGAAAUGAUUCGAACUAAAACUUUGGUUCCUGCGAUAAGCAAAUUCAAAAACAUAUAUCCACCUGGAAGUAGAAUUGUUGGAACAAUGACCCCUAAGAAGCAAGUAAAUGAUGAUGCUGGAGAAGCCCAGAUGAAGGCGGAGAACAUUGAACCUCUCGUUGCUUUUAGCAGGCCACCUCCGAUGCCUCCUUUCCUUGGACCUCUAGUUGCUCUUUCAUUGCUUGAAUCAUGGUCAACACGAGAGAGCAAUGAUGAUUGACAGCUGAUAUGGUUAAUGGCUUAUGCCUUCUGUCAAUAGAAUUGGGGCUGACACAUUUGAGCCGAGGGUCUUUCGGAAACAGUCUCUUUACCUCCAUGAGGUAGUGGUAAGGUCUGCGUACACUUUACUCUAUCCAAACCCCACGAGUGGGAUUUCACUGGGUAUGUUGUUGUUGUUGUUGUUUUGCGUUCCCCUGAGAAAGAACUGCCACUUGGAUUCAUUUUAAGUCUUGAAUUCUUGUAUAUGGUUUGACUAUUUUAUUCUUAAUGAUUGUUAAUGUAUUGUAAUCCUCCUAUUCAUGCUUAUUUGGACAGAUCAUGUUCUCCAAAGCUCACGUAGACGGGGUGUGCGAACAAUUUUUUUUAACUUGUAGGUUUGGACAUGUCAUUCAUCAAUCACUCAAUGUUUGGUACUGAGAAUCACUAAUAAAGAGACUCACAACCAUAAAGAUAGUCUUUCCAUAAAGAAUAGCUUACCACUUGAAUUUUUAGAUCGAAAUUCAACCCAGCUUAUUCAACAGUCAAUAUUAGAGGUCUCGGUAGGGGUUCCAAUUUUUCUCAAAACCAACACUCAAUCAUACAGUUGUUUUCGAGCAGAUUUUAACAGAUAUCCCCAAGUGUAACUAUUUAUAGUAGCACUAGUCUAAUUACAUAAAUGGCCAAAUGG